AUGGGUUUGGCGUCGCCGGCGCCCUCAAUGAACGGUCAUCCCGGGGCCAAUUACGGCGGGUCCCAGGCGGGUUUGGCCAAUGGCCGCAGCGGCACUUAUUUCGGCAUGGAACCGUUGGAUUUGCUUCAAAAUCGCCACAUAUUGCCUGCCAAGCCCGUGACUCCGCCCAAACCUCAGCUCACGUCGGAAUUAUGGCGCAACAUGAAUUGCUCGCCUGACAUCUUCAGGUGCACCCUCACCAAGAUCCCAGAGACUGAGGCGAUUUUGAAAAAGUCUCGCUUACCCCUCGGAGUGUUGAUCCACCCUUUCAAGGACUUGAGCCAUCUCCCCGUGAUCCAAUGUUCCACCAUUGUUCGCUGUCGGCAGUGUCGAACCUACAUCAACCCUUUUGUGCAGUUCGUCGACCAACGAAGAUGGAGAUGUAACGUCUGCUAUAGGGUGAAUGAACUCCCUGAAGAGUUUAUGUACGACCCUGUGUCCAAAUCAUACGGUGAUCCAAGCCGGCGACCAGAAUGCAAGGCUGCUACCAUUGAAUUCAUUGCUCCAUCCGAAUAUAUGUUACGACCUCCCCAGCCUGCCGUCUACAUAUUUCUCUUGGACGUUUCUCAUGGAGCCCUUGAGACCGGAUACUUGAAAACGGUCUGUGAUGUCCUUCUUGAGGAGCUGGACAAGCUCCCAGGUGACGGGAGAACUCAACUGGCAUUUUUAACCUAUGACCGGAGCGUUCAUUUCUACUCAAUGCCCGAUGGAGCUUCGCAGCCCACCCAACUCAGUGUCAGUGAUAUAGAUGAUAUGUUUCUACCUAGUCCAAGUGAUCUCUUGGUGAAUCGAGAAGAGUGUCACGUCCUCAUUGAGCAGCUUCUGGCCGAACUACCGAACAUGUUCAAGGACUCCUACCACACAGAUUCGGCUUUGGGAGCCGCCUUACAGGCAGCCUACAAACUCGCUGCACCCACUGGUGGGCGAAUCACGGUGUUCCAAACGGGACUCCCCAAUGUGGGUCCGGGCGCAUUGCCUCCGCGUGAAGUGUUGGGCGACAAGAAGAGCGAGUCCUCGCUCAUGGGUCCGGCCACGGAUUUCUACAAGAAGCUGUCCUUGGAUUGCUCUGGCCAGCAGAUCGCCGUGGACUUGUUCACCCUGAAUUCGCAAUAUUUGGACUUGGCCACGCUCAGCGGGAUCUCCAAGUUCUCGGGUGGCCAAACGCAGCACUUCUCCGGCUACCACGCCUCCUUGAACACGCCUCAAGCGGCUCGAUUCGAAAGCGCCCUCAGGCGCUAUUUGUCGCGGAAGAUCGGGUUCGAGGCCGUGAUGCGGAUCCGCUGCACACGAGGCCUCACACCGCACGCGUUCCAUGGGAACUUCUUCGUGCGGUCCACAGACUUGCUUUCGUUGCCAAAUAUCAAUCCCGAUGCGGGAUUCGCCAUGCAGGUGGCCAUCGAAGACGAUUUGCGAGAUUCUCGCGAGGUUUGCUUUCAAGCCGCCCUUCUGUAUACCUCAAGUAAGGGUGAGCGACGGAUCCGCGUCCACACGAUUUGCCUCCCCACCACUACCAAUGUGUCCGAAGUCAUCAAUGGUGCAGACCAAGAGGCCAUCGUCGGCAUGUUGGCCAAGUUUGGUUGCGUUUCGAUCCGGACAAAAGGCGGAUGAUCGCUCGGAUUGCAUUGCCCGCUUCAAAUCCCUUCCUUUGACUCAGUUGCUUCAAUUCAUCUAUCCUGAUCUGUACCGUGUGGACGAACUGACCGACGAGGGAGCUCUUGAGGACGGAGAAGACGAGGAGGAGAUCCUGAUCCCACAGCCCCCUCGGCUCCAGUUGAGCUUUGAGCGGAUUUCGGCCACGGGGCUUUACCUAUUGGAUGCUUGUGAUAUCAUCAUGGUCUAUAUCUCGCGAGGCUUGCACCAAUUCGCUUUGGAGAGGAUCUUUGGAGUUCAGAGGAUUCAGAACGUGGAUGAGACCUUAACUGAACUCCCCGAGUUGGAAACACCCGAGUCAGAGCGACUUCGACAUUUUGUCAAUUGGCUGAACAGCAAUAAGGCUUACCCUGCGCCCAUUAGAGUAAUCAGAGAGGAUGGUAAAUUGCGACAUUAUUUCGUGGAGAGGAUGAUUGAAGAUCGACAAGAUAAUUCCUUUUCGUAUUUUGAAUUUUUACAACACUUGAAGCAACAAAUCAAAUAGUGAGAAUGACGCUUGAGCAACGAAUUGACUUUGAACGGACGGAAAAGCCAACCCAAGCCCAGAAGACCAACAUUUGGAAGACAAUAGCCGUUUGUGCUAACCAACAACCACUUGAGAAAGAAUACGAAGGCAAAACACAACAAUCCGGGAGGGGGGGGGGGGUGAUAAUUUCUCAAAUUCACGCUAUGAUUUUUAGUUCAAUAAAGCAAUGAAAUCUUUGCCAA
Molecule: messenger RNA, 2397 nt
Organism: Tigriopus californicus
Lineage: Eukaryota; Metazoa; Arthropoda; Copepoda; Harpacticoida; Harpacticidae
Gene: Sec24AB
Product: protein transport protein Sec24A-like
Biological process (GO): intracellular protein transport; endoplasmic reticulum to Golgi vesicle-mediated transport; COPII-coated vesicle cargo loading
Cellular component (GO): endoplasmic reticulum exit site; COPII vesicle coat
Molecular function (GO): SNARE binding; zinc ion binding
Source: RefSeq, a predicted model, not a curated record